AUGAUGGAGGCGGCCGCGGCGACGAUGCUGGAGGCCGGAGUGGGGCGGUUCCGGGGGCCGAGCCUCGCGGCGCUGCUUGCGGAGAUGUGGGCGCCGCUGGCCGUGGCGCUGGCGGCGCUCGCGACGCUGCCCAGCCUGCUCGGCAGGCUGCAGGUGCUCAUCCUCCGCCUCCGCUCCCGCGGGAAGGAGGUCAUCUCCUCGCACAUCUCCACCUACUACUCCUCCGGCGACGACGAGUCGGACUCCGACGGCGAGGGCGAGGACGAGGACGAGAGCUCCGAUGAGGCGGCCACCAGCUCGUCCGGCGAGGAGGAGGAGGCCGUGAGGAGGAUCGGGUACUUCGAGGGCGCCGCCGACGGCCUCGACGGCUGCUUCCCGUGGGGCGGCGCCGUCGUGCGGACGUGGCAGGACCUGCCGCGGCGGUUCUCCGCCGUCGGCUGCGGGGGAGGAGCCAGGUUCCCUUCCGGAGGGCGUGUCCAGGCGGUGAGGCUGUGGGGCGCCAGCACGGCGAGCGGGGAGGGAAGUGGCCAGGCGUGGUGGGACGCCGAUGACAGCGGCCGUGGGGCGGCCGCAGAGGCGGCGCCGGUGGUCCUCGGGUGGCGGCGCGAGCACGCGAUGCGGAGGCGGCAGCGGCCCCUCCGCAUCCUGCCCUCGGAGCAGUAA
Messenger RNA from Triticum turgidum subsp. durum (durum wheat), 663 nucleotides. Lineage: Eukaryota; Viridiplantae; Streptophyta; Magnoliopsida; Poales; Poaceae. The record is from the annotation of a GenBank genome assembly.